AUUACUCAGCUGUUAUUGGAAGAAAAGAAGUUCAAAGAUACGCAGAAGAAAUAGAUCAGUGACUGCAGAUUGGAUAGCAACUGUUGCCCUAGGGCAGCUUGCCACCAGCCAAGAGGAUAUCGAAGAAAAUAAUUCUACAAUAUCAAGUUACCAACUCCAGGCAUUUUGGGCACCAUUCCUUCUUUUGCACCUUGGUGGACCAGACACUAUCACGGCUUACUCUUUAGAAGAUAAUGAGUUGUGGCUAAGGCAUUUUCUCGGUCUUAUUGUUCAAGUUGGAGUAGCAUUUUAUGUCUUCUUACGAUCAUGGAGCAACACGGGCCUCACAUAUUUGGCGAUUCCAAUGUUUAUUUCUGGAACCAUCAAAUAUGGAGAGCGAACUUUGGUACUUUGGUCUUCGAGCACCGAUAAAUUUAGAGAUAACUUGCUCUUAAAUCAUGAUCCUAGUCUAGAUCUUGUUCAGUUGACAAAAGAACAAGAUAUCAAGGAAGAAGUGCAGAAGGAUGAGUCACAUCCACUGAUUGUAGCUUAUUUUUUGUUCAAGAGAUUUAGACAUUUAUUUGCAGGUCUACCUCUCAACAUUGAUGAAUGGAAGCUAAGCUAUAAAAUCUUUGAGAAAAAGUCACCAAAAGUGGCUUUCGAUCUGGUGACUAUUGAGCUUGGAUUCAUGUAUGAUUUUCUCUACACAAAGGCAAUCAUCAGUUAUUCUCGCUUCGGAAUAGUUCUUCGUUUUGUUAGCUUCCUUUCAUCUGUUUUUACAUUAGGUUUCUUCUCAAUCAUCAUUGACGUCCAGGCUUACUCACCAAUUGACUUAUCCGUAACUUAUGUAUUGCUCUCUGAAGCUGUUGUUCUAGAGGUUUAUGCUUUAAUCCUACAUUUUUUCUCGGACUGGACAAAACUAAUCAAUUUGACGAGGUCUAAGAGAGCAAACCAUAAUGUUCGUACAUGUCCAUCUCAAGCAGUUGUGACCAGUCGGAAGAGGUGGUUGGGAUACAUGAGAUAGUUCAACCUUCU
Molecule: messenger RNA, 1014 nt
Organism: Pistacia vera
Lineage: Eukaryota; Viridiplantae; Streptophyta; Magnoliopsida; Sapindales; Anacardiaceae
Exons: 2
Coding region: 344-1003 (219 amino acids)
Source: RefSeq, a predicted model, not a curated record